GCUGCCACCUGGCCGUUGUCCCCUGCGGCGGCCGGCAACCCGGGGCUCGUGGUAAAGAAGUAAAAAUCCCCGUGUUGUGCCUUACCACAAGGCAUUCAAACUCUUCCCCACAACUUCGAUUCUCGUUUUCUGUCGGAAUUUCGCUACGCGCACCUGCUGCUCUCGGAGACCGACCGAUAAAUAGGUUUCUCUCGGAGCACAGAUUCCACGCAGUUUUGUUUGCGCUUCGCUUUUUGUUUUUUCUCCACCAUUAGCAGAAAGAAACCGAGUUGAGCAGUUAUGCUCUGGAUCUUCCUCCUUCUGCUGAAUCCGGUCCUCUGCACACCGACCACCCGCCUCCCCGAUCUGCGAGGUCUCUCCCACUUGAGUAGCCCCGGUCUGGAAUUGAUCCGACAGCUGCUGAGAGAACUACACGAGUGUCGGUCCUCCAAAGCGCCCGCCAUGAGGAAAGUCCUGCUCUCUAACAAAACGGUCACUUGCAAUGACGGAUCGCCAGCAGGAUAUUACAUUCGAGAAUCCAGAAGUAGCAAAAGGUGGAUUAUUUAUUUGGAAGGUGGUUGGUACUGCUUCGAUGAGAAAAGCUGCAAUCAUCGAUGGAGUCGUUCGAGGAAUUUGAUGUCGUCCACGAUGUGGCCAGAAACCAGGAGUGUCGGUGGGAUUCUCUCUCCAGAUCCAGAAGAAAAUCCGUAUUGGUGGGAUGCAAAUCAAGUAUUUCUUCCUUACUGUUCAAGUGAUACAUGGAGUGGAGCAUCACAUUCCACACGAAAAGGAGAAUUUUCUUUCUUGGGAUCACUCAUUAUUAUUGAAGUGAUCAAGGAUCUCUUAACCAAAGAUCUCUUCUCAGCCGAUAUGCUUCUAUUGGCAGGGAGCAGUGCUGGUGGAACAGGAGUCCUGUUGAAUCUGGAUCGCGUAUCCGAUUUUCUCCAUGGUCUAAAAUCCAAAAUUGAAGUCCGUGGAUUGGCAGAUUCCGGAUGGUUUCUGGAUAACGAACCCUACCAACCCCUAGAUUGCCUGGAUCCCCAGACGUGCGCUCCGGUAGAGGCCAUCAAGAGAGGCGUCAAAUUGUGGAACGGACAAGUUCCAAAGAGGUGCCAAAUGCAAUAUGCUUCAAGUGAUGUUUGGCGGUGCUAUUUCGGUUAUCGGAUAUACUCCACAUUGCAGAGUCCUGUAUUCGUGUUUCAGUGGCUUUUCGACGAAGCGCAGAUGACAGCGGAUAAUGUUGGAGCUCCAGUGUCGAAGCCUCAGUGGGAUUACAUUCAUAAAAUGGGGAAUGAUUUGCGAACAUCUCUAGAAAACGUGACCGCCGUAUUUGCACCAUCGUGCAUCUCUCACAUGGUGCUAUCGAAAAAGGACUGGCGGCAUGUGAAGAUAAACAAAGUAUCGUUGCCACAAGCUCUGCGUUGCUGGGAACUGCAAGCACACGAGCACAAUCAUCAUCAUCACCACCCCCAUCAUCAUUUAUACGACCCAAUGAAUACGGAAGCUCUGCCUCAGGACGUAACGAGCCCCAGCAACAUGUCCGGAGACAUGCCCACUGCAAGUCUUCGGAUCGGUCGCAGGAAGUCAGACAACAGUUCAGCCGAAAAUCGUGAUGAGAUGGAUUCCAGCGAGUCCAUUCUGGACAAAGAAGAGAGGAGGAAGCAGAGGAGGAAAGAGAGGAAGAGAAGACGGCAGAAUAAGAACAAAAAAAGGAAGAAAAACAGCCGUAAAGAAUUGAGGAGCCGUGACAAACGAUCUCUCUUUCCGGAAGACCUCCGAGUCCGUCACCGGUGGACGCUACACGAAGACCUCUGCUACCACUGGCUGGUGGACGAAUGCAGCUGGCCACAGUGCAACCGAGCCUGUCCCAGACUCCACGAUCCCUUCACCGGCGAGGAGCUGGAUUUCAUCGAGCUGCUCAAGUCCUUCGGGUUAGACAUGAGCAGCGUCGCCAACGCGCUGGGCAUAGACCUGGUCACUCUGAACGACAUGGACCACGACACGCUGCUGCAGUUGCUCACUCAACAAACCAACAAGUAAGAAUUUCCACCCUCUCGUGUUCCUGAGCGCCAGUAUGACUUACCGUCUCCUUGUCAGAUGGGAUAUUCAAAGGCAGCUAUUUAUAACACUUCCACAACUGCUUCCCGAUCCGCCCCAUUGAAAGGAGUUCUACAUACCCUAGUUGCUAUUUCGACUCUGCAUGAUUUUCAUCCACAAGUCUCUCGAUCUUCCUUGCACUUUGCGUCACCCAUUCAUCAAUCCAUCAUGAAGUGUCGUUUGCCUUCUAUAUAAUAUAGUGCUAUCUUAAAACGCUUAAAGAAUAUCGUCGUCUUUGAAGCUUGAAUUAAAUACCAGACAAAAGACUUAAAUUACUUAGCAUAGUUAGAAUUCGAUCAUUAAUCUCCUUUCAUUGUGCUUGGCAACUUCAACACAUAUCGUAGAAACUUGAAUUCUGAAACUGAUCAACACAGCACUUCCACCUGCCAAGUUUUAUACUUGCCAUUGAAUGAUUCUACUGAUGUACGACAUGCUGCUACAGCUGCUUGUAUAAAAACUGAAUGUCUCUCUUAUUUUUUCGUUCAUAGUCUGAAUAAGGACCUCAAAUAAAUGAGAAACACUUUGCACAUCUCAAGGUUUCUAUGACAGCAAAAGGAAUUAAGACUGACAUUUACAAUCGAAAACGAAUGAUUUGGAUUAUUUCCUGGAUAUUGUGAAUUUUGGUGAGUUUUCUCAGGUUCUUAUGAGAUUUCAAGUUCAUUGAUUCCUUCAUUUUUUUGUUAUUUCUCAUGUAAACAGUAUCGGUAUUCAAAGCAAUUAAAACAUCGACCCAUUUAGACAGAAUUAUUAUUGCAAUAUUUCUCGUGAGAAACAUCAGCAAGAAGUAAAAGAGUAAAAUCCUGAAUAGGAUGCAACGAAGAACUGAACAACUUUAUAAAAAUUGUUACGAAUAAAAGUGCAAACAUGUCUUUGCUAAAGUUCUAUUUUGUUUCGAUGCGCAUUUAAAAGAUACAGUUGACUAUAUCUGAAUAAGACAGAAAAUUUCAGUAAAGGCUGAAAAUAAUUAGCAUUCGCGAAUUUAAACUUGAAUUGUCUUCAUUGUUCUU
This is a messenger RNA of Argiope bruennichi, 3083 nucleotides long. It is a transcript of the gene Notum, whose product is annotated as palmitoleoyl-protein carboxylesterase notum1-like. Lineage: Eukaryota; Metazoa; Arthropoda; Arachnida; Araneae; Araneidae. The transcript is spliced from 14 exons. Gene Ontology annotation, molecular function: hydrolase activity. The coding region runs from base 280 to 2019 and encodes 579 amino acids. The record is from RefSeq and is a predicted model, not a curated record.